This is a messenger RNA of Amorphotheca resinae ATCC 22711, 1503 nucleotides long. RefSeq lists its product as hypothetical. Gene Ontology annotation, molecular function: GDP-dissociation inhibitor activity. Lineage: Eukaryota; Fungi; Ascomycota; Leotiomycetes; Helotiales; Amorphothecaceae. Gene Ontology annotation, cellular component: cytoplasm; Rab-protein geranylgeranyltransferase complex; cytosol. The record is from RefSeq and is a predicted model, not a curated record. The transcript has 4 exons. Gene Ontology annotation, biological process: protein geranylgeranylation; small GTPase-mediated signal transduction; vesicle-mediated transport. Bases 1 to 1503 code for a protein of 500 amino acids.
AUGGAGUCUCUGAGUGAAACGCAAUGGGAUGUCCUUAUUGAGGGGACGGGACUCCGGCAGUCCCUGCUUGCCUUGGCUCUGUCCCGCUCCGGCAAGAAAAUUCUCCACGUCGACCAGAAUGGGUACUACGGGGAUGCUGAGGCUGCUUUCAGUCUGCAGGAGGCUGACGAAUGGGUCGAGCAGGUGAAAGGAGAUUCUCCCACAGGAACUUUCAGAAAUGCCUCUUUGUGGAAACCAGAUGAAGAAGCUUCCAAGGAAGAAAGGAAACUCUCCUUCUCAAGGGCAUAUACCCUAACCCUCUCGCCGCAAAUAAUAUACACGAGGUCUCAGCUCCUCACUCAACUCGUCUCCUCGAAGGUUUACCGCCAGCUCGAGUUCCAGGCCGUCGGCAACUGGUGGAUAUACACCUUACCCGAGGCCGAGGCUGUGUCUGAAUCCGACCAGAAAGCAAUACUGAAACGUUUGCCGAAUGGACGGGAAGAUAUCUUCGAGGAUGAAAGCAUCGAGAACCGUGCGAAACGGAGCUUGAUGAAAUUCCUGAAGUUCGUAGUAAACUACGAGGAGCAUCCCGAGAUAUGGCAGCCCCAUGCGGAGAGCAGUCUGUCUGAUUUCCUGGCGUCCCAAUUCCAGCUUUCUCCCUAUCUUCAGACUCUCAUUGCUGCCUUGACCUUGUCUUUAGACAAGCCGGAAGAGACAUCCGUUGGCUAUGCACUGCCUAGGAUCGAGAGACAUCUUACCUCUAUUGGAGUCUUCGGUCCUGGCUUUGGAGCAGUUUUGCCAAAAUGGGGCGGAGGCGCUGAGAUCUCGCAGGUUGCCUGUAGAGCUGGUGCUGUGGGAGGCGGGAGUUACGUGCUCGGGACAGGCAUCAAAACCGUUCAGGAAAAGGGCGAGGACCAACCCAUCGAAGUGGAACUCUCGAACGGCGAGACGGUCAAGACGAAAUACCUUGCUCGCGGUUCGGAGUCGAAAGAUGACACUACACCGAGUCCCCGAGCUCUCUCGAAGAUCAUCGCUGUGGUGUCGUCGCCCUUCGCAUCCCUAUUCGAGAGCUCAGUCGAAGGUUCACCUCUGGCCGCCGUAUCCGUGGUGGUCUUCCCACCGAACACCCUCACCACCGACACCAUUCCCCACACCCACCCCGUGUACAUCAUGGUCCAUUCCAGCGAAACGGGCGAAUGCCCCGCCGGACAGUGUGUCCUCUACGCCACAACUCUCUAUUCCCCAACCAGCAAAGCCCUCCUGGAUGCUGCUCUCCAAGCUCUCCUCAAUUCUGCAAAAGACAUCGGAGAUGCAAAACUGCUCUACACACUCUCCUACGAACAACAAGGCCCUGCCUCACACCCAUCUCUAGACCUAGCUUUCAACGACCAGGUACUCGAGGACGUAGCCCAGGAAUGGGAUGCGAUCAUGGGCGAGGGCGUUGAUCCCGCCACGUUCAUGCAGUUCGAGGACAGACCGGGGAUGAAUGAUGAUGAUAAUGAGGGUUUAGCAAGCGCAAAUUAA